CAGAAUGCUGGGCAUGUACGUGCCGGACAGGUUUGCCCUGAAGUCAUCUAAUAUUCAAGACGGGAUGGGGCUUUUCACGGCCCGGAGAGUGAAAAAGGGUGAAAAAUUUGGACCCUUUGCAGGAGAGAAGAGAAUGCCCCAGGAGCUGGAUGAAAACACCGACUGCAGGCUAAUGUGGGAGGUACGGGGGAAUAAAGGUGAGGUGCUUUAUGUCCUGGAUGCCAGCAAUCCAAGGCAUUCAAACUGGCUACGUUUUGUGCAUGAGGCACCAUCUCAGGAACAGAAGAACUUGGCUGCUAUCCAGGAAGGGGAAAACAUUUUCUAUCUAGCUGUUGAGGACAUUGAAACAGAUACAGAACUUCUGAUUGGUUACCUUGAUAGUGACAUGGAAGAGGUGGAGGAAGAGGAGGAGGAAGCAAUUAUUAAUCAUGAAGAAGAUGACAGCAACAACAAUAGUAAUAGCAGCCACAAGGAAUUGCAACAAAGUAGUGAAAAAGAUUCUCUUAGCUCUAAAGAGGACCAUGCUUGUCCCAACUGUGAAUCCAGUUUUGCCAGCCAGGAAAUUUUAGCUGAACACCUUCAGACAUUGCACCAAAAACCCAGUGAAGAAAAGGAAUUCAAGUGCAGGAAUUGUGGGAAGAGAUUCCCAGUUAAGCAAGCUUUGCAGAGGCAUGUUCUCCAGUGCACAGAGAAUGUCAACCCAGGAGAACGUUUGAGAAGUUUUCAGUGCUCUGUUUGCAACACACCCUUCAGCUCUGAAUCGAGCUAUGAGCAACACAAAGAAGCAUGCCGAGGCGAUGCCAGGUUCAUAUGCAAGGCUGAUAGCUGCGGGAAGAGGUUCAAGAGCAAGGAUGCUCUGAAAAAGCACAAGGAAAAUGUUCACACUGGAAACUCUAGGAAGAGGCUGAUGUGCUCUGUGUGCAAUAAGAGGUGUUCUUCAGCAGCAAAUCUUCAAGAGCAUCGGAAGGUUCAUGAGAUCUUUGAGUGUCAGGAAUGUGACAAGAAAUUUAUUUCAGCUAACCAGCUAAAACGCCAUAUGAUAACUCACUCAGAAAAACGCCCCUACACCUGCGAGGUUUGCAAUAAGUCCUUCAAACGACUUGAUCAAGUGACUGCACACAAAAUAAUACACAGUGAAGAUAAACCUUAUAAAUGCAAGCUUUGUGGAAAGGGAUUUGCCCACAGAAAUGUUUACAAGAAUCACAAGAAGACCCAUUCUGAAGAGAGACCAUUUCAGUGUGAGGAAUGCAAAGCAUUGUUCCGAACCCCAUUCUCUCUGCAAAGACACCUUCUAAUACAUAACAGUGAAAGGACCUUUAAGUGUGAUCACUGUGAUGCUACAUUCAAAAGGAAGGACACACUGAAUGUCCACAUACAAGUUGUUCAUGAUGGUCAUAAGAAGUAUAAAUGUGAUUUGUGUGACAAAGCCUUUGUGACACCAUCUGUGCUUAAGAGCCAUAAAAAAACUCACACAGGUGAAAAGGAGAAAAUUUGCCCCUACUGUGGGCAGAAGUUUGCAAGUAAUGGAACACUCAGAGUACAUAUUCGUAGUCAUACAGGUGAACGUCCUUACCAGUGUCCUUAUUGCGAUAAAGCUUUCAGCAAAAAUGACGGAUUAAAAAUGCACAUUCGUACCCACACCAGGGAAAAGCCUUACCAGUGUUCCGAGUGCAACAAGGCCUUCAGUCAGAAACGUGGCCUCGAUGAGCAUAUGAGGACCCACACAGGGGAGAAGCCAUUCCAGUGUGAUGUUUGUGAUUUAUCAUUCAGCCUGAAGAAAAUGCUGAUCCGGCACAAGCUGACUCACAAUCCCAACCGCCCCAUGGCUGAAUGCCAGCUCUGUCACAAAAAGUUUACAAGAAACGACUACCUCAAAGUACACAUGGAAAAUGUCCAUGGAGAAACUGACAGCUAACUUGGCUUACACAAGAGAGUGUCUAGUGUUUCCUUUGGAGGUGCAUAACCUCCCAUUGUUCACUUGAUUUGUGAACACAAGGCACAAAAAUAACACUGAUGUUUUCACAUAAUCACUUUUUUCAUGUCUUUUUUUUCCAAACUAAAAAUGUUUACUAAAUUCAGUGAAGUUAGAAUGGAAACAACAUUAAGGGUGAAUUUACAAGGUCAUUUCAGAUGAACAUAUUGGCACUAGAACCUGUCAUCAAUCUGUCCUGGUUAAGUUUCCAUUCUGUGUGUGUCUCCUUGCGGUGUAAUCAAUAGUUCACUGAAGUUGCAGCCUUAAUUGUGCUUAGAGCUAAAACUGGUACUCUGUAAAUAGAUAACAUGCAGCCUAAUUUGAUGGUGUUCAAAAGUUAAGCUGCCCUUCCCUGGAUGCUCUUUCUUCACCUGUAAUUAAGUGAAGAUGAUAUGUAGCUACAAGCUAUGUUUUUGCAGAGCAUCUGCUUUGGGUGUUGAGCUCAGUGGGAUUUACUUCUAAGCAGAUUCAGUUAGGAUUGCAUUGCACAACUUGGAAAGUAAAAUAAUACAACGUAUGUUUGGUAGGAUGUGGAUAAGUCCCAAGUAUGAUAAGUGCUAGUGUGCUAUGUAUUCCCAUCCCAAAUAAGUCUAUAAACUCAUUGUGUCUUUAAACUCUAGACAUUUUAUUUUCAAGCUUGCACACUGGGGAUGGGGUCUUACUCUGGAAUGACUUUAAUUGACUUUAAUCGUUUCAGUAGCUUAAGUCUUUUAGAAAUUAUCAGGACCUCAACACAAGUUUCUACAGACUAUACUGUAAACUGUGUUUGUGGUCGAUAGAUUGCUAAUUCUGUGCAAUGGCUUCUUAUGCUUUAGUAAGACCAUAAUAAUAGAUAGAUUUUGUUAACUUAGUGAAUUGACAUUUUUAACCAGCAUGGUUAUUCAAGCAAAGUUAAUUCUGGCAUAUACAUAUUUGAUCCAACUCGGAACAGAUAUUGAAAUAUUGGCAGGUUUUUCAAGCCCCACUCUUGUAUAGCAGCUUGGCUAUGGGGAUUUGCUGCUGCAUGGUUAGUAUUAUGUUUGGUCACAAUUGUGUAAGACAAAGCGAAAACAAACACUGUGAGUGAUUUAUGUCGAAACGCUGUGUUAGCACUAAUGUAAUAUUUGCAAAUGCCAAGGCUAGAGGAAACAAGAUCUUAGACUGGUAUCCAACAUCUGAUUAAGGCAAGGAACAUGUAAUGAAAUUGCUAUGAAGAAUUUUUCCCCAUGGAAUUCUGCAUGAUCUAGAGUGAAACUUGUGCAAUGAAUCCGUCACUCAUAUUUGUUUUUUAUAUGGUUAGGAACACUAAGACUGGGGUAAGAAUAAUUUGCUAACUUCGUGAUUUUUUCAACAAGUACUUUUUCUUAAUUAUUAGUGGAAAGUCUGUAAGUUCUUAUACUUGAUUAACAGAAGCCAGAGCAUGGUGAAAGAAAGCAAAUCAGCACUGAGGUAUCAUCUGCAAAAACUACAAAAACAUUUUAAGAAAAUCUGGUUAUACGUGAAUACUUUAUAAGUUGGUCAGCAAUGUACUGUAAAAUCAGGAGUCUUCACAAUAAGACAUAUUAUGUAACAAUGUGAAUUAUAUUCAGCAAUGAGUAAUUAACACCAAAAAGAGAAAAACAGGCUCCAGGUAUUGGAAGUAACACCUCUCGAGCCUAUUCCAUUGUUGUUGUUGUUCACAACAACCUAAGUUUAGCUUCUAAUACAUCAUGCUGGGUCAUUUUAAGUUUUAUAUUUAUUUGCAUUGCUUAAUCAAUGUUAGCUUAGGCAAUAGUGACAAGCCUCC
Molecule: messenger RNA, 3737 nt
Organism: Varanus komodoensis (Komodo dragon)
Lineage: Eukaryota; Metazoa; Chordata; Lepidosauria; Squamata; Varanidae
Gene: PRDM5
Product: PR/SET domain 5
Exons: 16
Coding region: 5-1915 (636 amino acids)
Biological process (GO): regulation of transcription by RNA polymerase II
Molecular function (GO): protein binding; RNA polymerase II cis-regulatory region sequence-specific DNA binding; DNA-binding transcription factor activity
Source: RefSeq, a predicted model, not a curated record